UACUAAAUACACAGAUCUUCUAGUCUUAUUUUCGAUGUGUUCGUCAUUUUCGAAAGUCUAAGACUAAGUAAGCUGAUCGAGAUUCUCGAAUGAGUAGAGUUGGACUAAUGAUAGGCCAAAUACAAAUUUUAAACAUAUGUGAAAUGUAAGUUAGUAGUAAUGCAUGAGCAUACUAAGCUAUGGAUGUGUUUUUGCCACGGGGGAGAUGACAAUGUAAAGUCACUAAUUAACCCCAUAAUCUAAACAAAUCAAAUCUUAACUUUAAGGGACCAAAGAAAACAAAAGAACUCUACCUGCUAAUGAAUGAAUCUCGUGUUUUAUUUUAUUAUUUUCUGUCGUCACAGAUUCGUGGGAAUAUAAUCUGGAAAUUGGUUUGCUUUACAAUCACACUAAAGACCUAAAAUAAUAAUAAUAAUAAUAAUAAUAAUAAUAUCUCACAAAAUAAUAAUAAGGGGAAAAAAGGUGUCACCUUUUCGGCCCUCACCCCAUUAUCUCCCAUUCCUGCACAUAAAGACAAGAGAGCAGUUCAAAAAUAUAAUCGAAAUGUGACAAAAUUAAUGAAUAUAUAUAAGAUGUGUGUAAAGGAUCCACAAUGUGCUCUUGAUCACAUAAUUAAUGCUAAAAAGUAUAAUUGAGUGCUAAUUAAUGAGGACACAAGAUUAAAGCUGGAAUCGAUUACUCACUUAUGUGAAUUACUUCAAGAGGAUGGAUGCAUUGGUAUUAAGAAGAGAGGUUUCAUUAAUCGUUAAUUUUAGAGGUUAUGUUCAUCUCGGUAAGUUGAGCAAUCAAAUGAUUUAGUAAUAAAAUAUUUUUAUUAAAGAGCAUCUCAAUCUUUAUUUACUGAUAAAAUGGAACUACUCAACUCUAAUUUGAUCAAGGAACAAUCAAUAACCAAGAGAGUGACAAGGUGUACAAAAGUGUGUUCUUCCAUAAGUAGAGAGUGGCCUAAUGUAGUAAGCAGUCGGUAACAAAGUCGACCUCUCGAUAAGCAUGUUCUAACCUGUCCUAGCGGCUAGCAGGAUUGGGCCAUAAGUCGUUUAAUCUCUGCAAUCAUCAAAUAGCAUGGAUUACUAGAUUUUUCGAAACCGUAAUCAAGCUUUCGAUUAUAAGUGAGCCAAACUACAGAAAAAGCUUUCAUAAUCUCUAACUCUCAAUCAAUUUCGAGAUCAUGCAAAAUACCAUACAACUCUAACUAUACAAACACUCUACAUGUAUUUGAGACCUUGAGCUCACUCACUACUACCACAUGUAUUAAUGAGAAAUAAUAACCUUUUUGGGGAAUGAGUAGUUAAUAAUAACUAACAAGUGUAUAAACUAAUAAUAAUGUAAGAAGAAUAAAUGAAGGGAAAAUAAGGGAGAGGAUGAUGACAAACUACAAGUCAUAAAAAAACACACAAAAAGGUAAAAAGGGAAUGGAGGAAGAAGGCAUGCAGGCAGAUUGCUCACUCUCUGCCCAACAAAGCAUAUUUUUUUACAGAAAUCUUUGCAGUGGGAAUCUAUCUCUUCCCAUCUCAUCAUCUUCAUUGAUGGUUAAUAUUCUCAGGACUAACCCAGCAAUUGCGGUGGAAGAGAUUCCGAGGGCAAUGAAUGUCAGAGCUGAUUGGGUUGCACGAUCAAAAGCUAAAUCUUCUCUACCAGAAGACUGGAUUAAUAUUCUUGAUCUAAUUUCUGUUCUCCUCUAAAAAAUGUAAUAACUAGUGCGUGGAAGUUGUUUACGGUGGAAUAAAAGAAUAAAAGUCGAUAUGAUUUGUAAAAAAAAAAAGAAUAAGUAAAAUAAUUCCCUCCACACCAAAUUUCCAGAAAUUAUGUCUUUACUCUUUCACCUUUCUCUUCACCCUUCCUCUCUGUCUGUCUCCUUUCAUUGUUGUUUGUUGAAUUAUAACCACAGUAAAAAAAGGAGCUAUGUGGGUAACUUUUUUGAAUACUUUGAUACCAAUGGUAGAUAGACCCAAAAGGACUGAUUAUCUAGUGUGUUUAACAUUCUUUGGUUCAUGUUUUAUUUUUUAUUUUGUUUUCUUUCAUUAGGAAUUGCAACCGAACAAAGUGGUGGUGCUUCGAUACUUCGAGCAAUGACAAUAAUAGUUUUACGACAGACUUACAGUUGAGCAUGUUUAGGUGAAGUACAAUUCAAUAUGGCUUAUUACAUAUGUAUUUGUGUAGUGUACAAGAGAUGUAAUGGUUCAGUUUUGAUAUAAAAAUACUAGAGCAUAACGACUUUUGUAUAUUAGAGAGGGGGGAGCAAAAUGUUUCAAUAGCCAAGUCAAAUUAUGUGAGAGAUGAAUGAAUGCUAUGAACUUAUUAUGAUAAAGUGAACAUGAUGUUAGUGAAAAUUGUAAUAUGUGACAAUGAUGAUUGUAUAUAUAGCUUUUCUUGAUUUUGUUGGGUGGCUUCACUAUGUGUGCCUUUGGGAGGAUUUUGGGUAGAGGUUUCUAACUGUUUCUCCUAUAUCAUUACUUGGAAGAAGAAGGAAGAAAUAAUAUAUCGAACCAUCAAACAAAAGAUGUUCAAGACACUCAUACUAACUACUUGAAAUUACAACGUGACUAUCAUAAUAUCAUCGGAUUAAAUCUCUGUUGAUGGUUUUACAUAUUUGAAUCAAAUCGGAUUACCUAAUUGAUGACAUGGCAAAAAAAAAAAUUUCAUUUUGCCCACCUAGCAAGCAUAAAAUAAGAAAGGUGGUGGGUGUGCUAUUAAUCCAAACUUGGACAAAGACAAACACAAAAAUAUAACAGAAAUGAAAAGGAAAAAUAAAAAGAAGAAGAGGAAAAAAAGGUAAUUAUGAGAUGGUUCUUGUGAAGCAAAGGAGGGUCCUUUUCCCGUUGAAUUCUUCACUUCUUUGAUCUUUCCUACCUAUAAUUUUCUUUUUUAAAAAAUACCUAUUAAAAAAACAGAGUAAAUAUUGUAAAACUGAGGUAGAUAAAUAAUUAUAAUAAUAGAUAAGUAAAUAUAUAUAAAGAAAAAAGAUAGAUAGAUCCCCUGUAAGCAGCCAAACUCAAAAAGGCCAUUUCCUCCAUUUCUCUGCUCCAAAAUUUCCUCUCUCUCACUCGAUUCAUUCUGGCCAAAGGCCACUCCUUUCUGUCUCUCUGAGCUCGCCGGAACAAGAAAUCGAAGAAAACAGUACAACCCAUUUUAUUAAAUCAUUGCUCGCCGCCGCCGACGAACAGGGGAAUCACAAAAAAGGCGUCAAAUUCCCGGGGUAAAAUUGGUCAGCUAUGAGAGCUGGGCUCAGCACGAUCCAGCAAACCCUGACGCCGGAGGCGGCCACCGUCUUGAACCACUCGAUUGCUGAGGCCGGCCGGCGGAACCACGGACAGACGACGCCGCUCCAUGUCGCCGCCACUCUCCUUUCUUCCCCGUCGGGCUACCUCCGGCAAGCUUGCAUCAAGUCCCACCCCAAUUCCUCCCACCCGCUCCAGUGCCGAGCUCUGGAGCUCUGCUUCAGCGUCGCCCUCGAGCGGCUGCCGACGGCGGCGGGAGCCAAUUCGGGUCCCGGGUCGCAGCCCGACCCGCCGAUUUCCAACGCGCUAAUGGCGGCGCUGAAGCGCGCCCAGGCGCAUCAGCGAAGAGGGUGUCCCGAGCAGCAGCAGCAGCCGCUGCUCGCCGUGAAGGUCGAGCUGGAGCAGCUGAUUAUCUCGAUUCUCGACGACCCGAGCGUGAGUCGGGUCAUGAGGGAAGCCAGCUUCUCGAGCCCGGCUGUGAAAGCCACAAUUGAACAGUCCCUCAAUUCCCCUCCGCCUCCACAACCACCUACCAGCCAAUUCGGGCAGGGAUUCCGCGUCCCUGUUCCCACGGUGACGGGGAAUCGGAAUUUGUACGCGAAUCCCAGGCUGCAGGGGACGGCGGCGGGAGCAGGGCAGUCGGGUCGGAACGAGGAGGCGGGUCGGGUCGUGGACAUCCUGCUCCGAAGCAGAAAGCGGAAUCCGGUUUUGGUCGGGGAAUCGGAGCCCGAAUUGGUGGUAAAAGAAGUUCUUAAGCGAAUACUCGAAGGUAAAGAUAUUGGAGACGAGGGUUUGUUGAGGAAUCUUCAAGUGAUUCACUUGGAGAAGGAGUUCCUCGAGAAAUCCCUGAUUAGCUCGAGGAUUGGUGAGCUGGCCGGGUUGGUGGCGAAUCGGAUCACAAGUUCGGGUUCCGGCGGGGCGAUUGUCGACUUGGGUGACUUGAAAUGGCUGGUCGAACAGCAAAUUGGGUCGGAUUCCGGCAAGACCGCCGUCGCCGAGAUGGGGAAGCUGGUGGCGAAGUUUAGACAGAGUGGGGAAAAGAUUUGGUUGAUUGGCACAGCUACUUGUGAGACUUACUUGAGAUGCCAGGUUUACCAUCCAUCAAUGGAGAACGAUUGGGAUCUUCAAGCUGUACCAAUUGCUAACAGAGCUCCACCCCAUGGAAUGUUCCCCAGGAUUGGGAAUACUGGAUUCUUUGGCAACUCGUUGGAGUCAUUGUCAUCAUCAUCACCAUUGAAGGGGUUUCCCACGGUGUCUAUUGCUCCACCGAAACGUCUGUCUGAUAAUAUACUUGAUACUGUGAAAAAGCCUGCGAAUUUCUGCCCACAGUGCAAGCAUAGCUACGAGCAGGAGCUGGCGAAAGUUGCACCGAAGGAGCUCGUUGAGAGACCUUCAACUGAAGAAGCUAAGUUGGAAGCAACUCAGCAGCAGCAGUCUUUGCCACCAUGGUUGAAGAACGCGGCAAAUAAUAAAGAUGCUUCAGCGACCAAGGAUCAAGAGGUGCUGCAGAAAAAAUGGCUGGAUACGUGCUUAAGCAUUCACCCUGGCUUCCAUCAGCAUCAUCAACAGAGGAAUCUUCAGCCUGGUGGUGCUGCUGCUGCUGCUGUCCCAAUGCCGAGCUUGCUUAAUCGAACCCUCGUGCCUUGUAUUCCUAAGAUCGGCUUGGUUGGAGGAAAUACUACCUUGCAAUUAAAUACCAACCUCUUGCCUAAACAAAACUCCACAAGACAACUACUUAGUCCACCUACAAGUCCUGUUAGAACAGAACUUGUUCUUGGGCGUCCUAAGGUGCCUGCUGAAACCAUUACCAAGGACCUUUUGAGCACUGCUGUUGCUGCUGCUACUGCUGCUCCCGAGACAGAACCAAAGAACUUGCAUGAUUUUCAGAUUAGUAAGCUGCUCAACAAAUUGGAUGCUGAUUCAUUCAAGAAACUUCUCAAGGGACUCAUGGAGAAAGUAUGGUGGCAGCAAGAUGCAGCAUCAGCUGUGGCCACAGUGAUGACACAGUGCAAAUUAGGGAAUGGAAAACGAAGGGGCAAUGCUUCAAAAGGAGACAUCUGGCUAUUGUUCACAGGGCCAGACCGAAUCGGGAAGAAGAAGAUGGCAGUUGCUCUCUCGGACGUCCUUCGUCAAUCCAACCCAGUGACAGUUCGUUUGGGCUCACGUCGUGAUAAUGAUGAGGUAAAUGUUCGUGGUAAGACCGUGAUGGAUCGAAUAGUAGAGGCAGUAAGAAGGAACCCGUUUUCAGUUGUGGUGCUUGAGGAUAUAGAUGAGGCAGAUAUGUUGGUAAGGGGGAGUGUCAAACGGGCGAUGGAAAGGGGUCGACUUGCUGACUCCCAUGGCAGGGAAAUCAGCUUGGGGAAUGUGAUCUUCAUACUCACUGCCAGCUGGCUGCCAGAGAAUCUCAAGUUCUUGUCCAAUGGGUUUACAUUGGAUGAAAAGAAGCUUGCAAAUCUUGUAAAUGGAGGCUGGCAGCUGAGGCUCUCAGUCUGUGGGAAGACAGCUAAACGUCGGUGUGUGAGAAAAGAUCUGUCGUUCGACUUGAAUGAAGCUGCAGACAUCAACUGUGACUUGAGUGAUGUGACAGUUGACCAUGAGGAUGAUCAUUACUUGGGCAGCAAGGUACUAACAUCACCAACUGCAUCAGAACUACCCUCAGAGCUACUCGAUUCGUUUGAUGGUUGUAUAGUGUUCAAGCCGGUGGAUUUCAGUGGGAUCAGGAGGGAUGUCUCGAAUUCGAUCACUGAUCGAGCUUCGUCAAUCAUUGGCGAAGGGAAUAGCUUGGAGAUUCAAGUGGACGCACUCGAGAAAAUCUCUGGUGGGUUGUGUUUAGGUUUUGAUGGUUUGGAGGAAUGGACAGAGAAAGCCCUGGUCCCGAGCUUGCGCCAACUGAGGAUGAGGUUUGGAGCAGAUCAAUCAAUGGUUGUUCGGCUUGAACCGGAUAUGGAUUCAGACAGCCGGGGGCCUGGAGAUUGGCUGCCGGGUAGUGUGAGAGUCAUGGUCGACGGGCGAUGAAUGAUAAAGGUACAAUCUUUAUGAUUCUGUGGCAUAGAGAAUGUAAAUAGGAUCAGAAAAUCUUUUGGCCAAGGGGUUGGAACACAAUUUCUAGAGCUGGGAAUAGGGCCUUUGCUUUUGAUCUUUCAUUCCAUCACACUAUUGUUCCCCUACCACCAUAUUGCCCUUGUAAUUUUUCUCCCAAAGAAAUUUUGAUAUCUGUUUAUAGGAAAAGUUGUUCAAGUAAAUUGUAUUUGCUCCAUAGAUGUUGCUAUUGAUUAUUACUACAACUACUACUACACUAGACAGAGAAAACUGCCCUGCUGAAAGAUUUAGAGGCAUUUUAGCUUCUCUGUUUCUUCAGUUGUUGUAAUGUACAUCAUCAUCAUACAAAUAUUCAUUACCACAAUUUCUUUGCCCCUAGCUCUCUUUGUUGAGAUCCUUGACCUCUCUAUCUUGUAUUGAGUGAUAGAAUGUUAUAAUCCCGUCGUAUGUUAGCAUUAGCUACCAAAUCUUAACGUCCGUUAACCUAAACAAGUGAUUUACAUGAGGGGUGCGGUGGGAUGAUGGGUGUAUGUAAAUAGAAAGUUAACGAGUUAGCUUUUAUUUGAAAAAAUUUCGAUGGGAGUGUUAAACAUGUGAUAUAUCUCAAAAUCAUGACGUUCAUUCUAACGAUUACCAACGCACAUGCUAAAUAACUCCAAAUAUAUCAAUAGUAUCACUACUUUAAGUUAAGACACACAAAUAUAUAUGCAUACAUCAAAUCGAAGUUACCCCACUCCAAGUGUCAUGUGAUAUUCCAAUACCCACAUACCCAAACAGAAUCAAUAAGUCGGAGAUCAACCAAGUGGCUAUUUGCUAUUAGGUACACAAACUUUGAGGAGUUAAGCAAAAAAGUCAGCGCCGAGUACAGAGGUAAAGGGUCCAAGACGGCAAGACCAAUUGGCACCAAAGUGUGUUUUAUCUUCUAUGUGAACAAUACUGACAAUAAGCCAUGACGGCUAUGUGCAAUUACAUGUGGAUAAUAUGUAGAGUAGAUUGUCCUACAUGCCUCUUUGAUUACUUCACUUCACUAUGUGCAUAGUAUAUAAUUUGAUUUGCCCUUUUUGAAUCGAUUUUAUUUCUGAUUCUUUCUUUAUUUCCAAUUUAUCACAUGAAUUCAUGUCAAAGUGUAUUUGUUCAUCUCCUUCAACCCCCAUUGAAAAGUUAGUAAACACAAGAAUCUAUCUUGGAAUUGAGGUCCUCGCACUAUCGUCUAUAUGUUUUACAACAUCACCUCAUAAAACUACUGAUUGUCCCAAACUCGAACUUAUCUAACUGAUCGGUUGAUCACCCUAAUCAAACAGACAGCUGGUGAGAAGUUAAAAACAACGAAAACUCUCGUAUACUUUUUUUCCGCUUAAAAGCUACUAGCUCUACACAUAGUAAGUUAAUACGUAAUAUAUAUAACUUCGAAACCAUAACGUCUAUCCUAUCAACAAUCACACGCUGCUCCGAUAAAUGAUUGAAAAGAUGUAAUAGUACAUCAUCAAGUAUUCAAAAGAGAUCCAAUACAUCAUAGAUAUCAAACAUGGAGAGAAGCCUUGGGAACUUGCCAAACUUGGGUUCAUGGAAUGGAGACAAUAACUUGGGAACCAUGAGUAAGCACUCCAUCAUCUUGCUGAGGGGAGAACCCACAAGUGGCUAAUUGCUAUUAGGGACACAAACUUUGAGGAGUUGUAAGGAAGAAAAGUUGAACCUGCCGAGUCCUGAGAUAAAGGAGAGAAUGAAAUCAAUUACGACCAAUGUGUGUUCAUGUGAAGUUAGCAUGUAAUUGUCACCGUCGGAAGAAGAUCGAUCCAACGGCGGCCCUUCCAAAAGGGCAGCCGCCGGCCGGCGAUCUAAUCAAUAAAUGGUGACAAAAGAU
This is a messenger RNA of Linum trigynum, 8118 nucleotides long. The record is from the annotation of a GenBank genome assembly. Lineage: Eukaryota; Viridiplantae; Streptophyta; Magnoliopsida; Malpighiales; Linaceae.